This is a messenger RNA of Camellia sinensis, 3561 nucleotides long. RefSeq names its product putative LRR receptor-like serine/threonine-protein kinase At2g16250. Lineage: Eukaryota; Viridiplantae; Streptophyta; Magnoliopsida; Ericales; Theaceae. The record is from RefSeq and is a predicted model, not a curated record. Gene Ontology annotation, biological process: protein phosphorylation. Gene Ontology annotation, molecular function: protein kinase activity; ATP binding; protein binding.
UUUUUAUUUAAAAAAUUGUAUCCUCAACUGAAGAAACUGACAGCAGAGAGAAAGAUAGAGAGAUACAGUGAAUGUAUAGAGAGAGAGAGAGAGAGAGAGGAGAGAGGUGGCGCUUGAUUUUGCCAGAAACGAAGAUUGAAGAAUCUAAAUAAAAAAAAAACUUAUUGAUUCAUUAUAAAGGUAAGAAGUAUAUAGUUUCAGAGAGAUAGAGAGAGAAAUACAUACACAAUUACUGUAUGACUCGCAUAGAAUAAACAAUCUAUAUCUAUGAAUGAUGAUGAGAACAUGAAGAAGCUAAGAUUAUUGAGGCAUUAUUGUUGUUGGUAGCAGCGAAGCGAGUGUAGUGAUGGUGGAUCGGGCAAGUGUAGUUGUUGGUUUUGGUGUUCUGUUCAUGUUGUUUAACUCUACAUUCCAACAAUUGGUGGUGCCUUUGAGUUCGCGCAUUGAAAGGGUCUCUUUAAUUCAACUCAGAUCAUCGUUAGGGUUGAGAAGCCGUGACUGGCCUGUUAAGGCCGACCCUUGUUUAGUCUGGGUUGGUGUCUAUUGCCAGAAUGGUCGAGUCAUUGGGAUCAACAUUUCUGGGUUUAAGCGAACCAGAAUUGCUGCUCAAAACCCCCAAUUUGCUGUUGAUUCCCUCGCCAAUUUCACUCUCUUGGCCUCGUUUAAUGCUUCUAUGUUCUUGCUUCCUGCUCCAAUUCCUGACUGGUUUGGCCUUUCUCUCACCUCCCUCCAAGUGCUCGAUCUUCGGUCUUGUUCUAUUACUGGUGCUAUUCCAUCUAGUUUUGGAAAUUUAACUAAUCUCACCUCUCUGUAUUUGUCUGAUAAUGUUCUUGAUGGGAUAAUCCCUUCUAGUUUCGGCCAAUUGUCUCGUCUUUCAGUUCUUGAUCUCUCUCAAAAUUCGCUUACUGGAUUUAUUCCUUUGUCCGUUGCCUCUCUUAUGAAUCUCACUUUACUCAACAUGUCCUCCAAUUUAUUGUCUGGGAUAAUUCCUCCAGCCAUUGGGUCUCUGUCCAAGCUCCAAUACUUAAAUCUUUCUAAUAAUAAUCUUUCUUCCUCGAUACCUGCUCAACUUGGAGACCUUUCUAGUUUGGUUGACCUUGAUCUCAGCUCCAAUUCUUUUUCUGGGUCUGUAUCUGCAGACUUGAGAGGGUUAAGGAAUUUAAAGAAAAUGGUUAUUGGGAACAAUUUACUUACUGGUUCAUUGCCUGAUGACUUGUUUCCUGCUCUAACCCAGUUGCAAUUUAUACUUCUAAAUCAUAAUGAUUUCACUGGUGGCCUUCCUGAUAUAUUGUGGUCAAUGCCUGAAUUGCGUUUUCUUGAUGUAUCUGCCAAUAACUUCACUGGUACUCUGCCCAGCAUUAAUUUAAAUUCUAUUGCCACGACUGCAGUAUUGAACCUCUCUCAGAAUACAUUUUAUGGAGGUCUCACAUCUGUACUCAGGAGGUUCAAUUUUAUCGAUCUGUCUGGUAAUUAUUUUGAAGGCUUGGUUCCGGAUUAUGCUCCUAGUAAUGCAUUCUUCAUUAGGAAUUGCCUCCAAAACAAGUCAACUCAGAGGAGCAGUGCAGAAUGUGCAUCAUUUUAUAAUGAGAGGGGUCUGCAGUUUGAUAAUUUUGGAUUCCCAAACACAACUCAACCUCCUCCAGCUAAGCCUUCGCCAAAGAGCCACAAAAACUUGAUCAUAUUGGCAGGAGUUUUGGGUGGGGUAGGGUGUAUUGCAAUUUUGGUAAUUGUGAUGGUGCUGCUGUUUGUAUGCACCUGCAAGAGUGUAACUAAUCGAAGAGGGAGAGGUGUGGGGCCCAUUCCUGUAGGUGGAAGCUCACCGCCUCCCGGAUUGUCUUCAAAACUUUCAAGUCCUGGAGAAGCAUUUACAUAUCAGCAGAUUCUCCAGGCAACAGAUAACUUCAAUGAUGUGAAUCUCAGGAAAUAUGGCCAUUCAGGUGAUCUCUUCCAAGGAAUGUUUGAAGAUGGGAUCCGUGUAGUCAUCAAAAAAAUUGAUUUGCUCUCAGUUAAGAAGGAAGCAUACAUGAAAGAGUUGAAUUUUUUCAGUAAGAUUUCUCAUACCCGAUUGGUUCCCCUCCUGGGACAUUGCCUGGAGAAUGAGAAUGAGAAGUAUCUGGUUUACAAAUAUAUGCCAAAUGGGGACUUGUCAAGUUCUUUGUACAGGAAAACUAAUUCAGAGGAUGGCAGUUUGCAGUCAUUGGAUUGGAUAACAAGAUUGAAAAUUGCAAUAGGAGCUGCAGAGGGGUUAUCUUAUCUACAUCAUGAAUGUUCUCCAGCCCUUGUGCACAGAGAUGUUCAAGCCAGCAGUAUACUUCUUGAUGAUAAAUUUGAAGUGCGGCUAGGGAGCUUGAGUGAGGUUUGUGCUCAAGAAGGGGAAAAUCAUCAAAGCAAGAUUACCAGGCUGCUGCGGUUGCCAUCAACAUGUGAACAAGGCACUUUUGGUUCGCCAUCAGCUACAUGUGCUUAUGAUGUUUACUGCUUCGGGAAGGUGUUAUUGGAGCUGGUAACGGGUAAGCUGGGCAUCAGUGCAUCAAGCGAGGCUAAAAUGAAAGAUUGGUUGGAAGAGACAUUGCCUUAUAUCAGUAUAUACGACAAAGAACUCGUGACGAAUAUCGUGGACCCGUCUCUAAUCGUAGACGAGGACUUAUUAGAAGAAGUAUGGGCGAUGGCUAUUGUUGCUCGAUCUUGCCUUAAUCCAAAGCCUUCUAGACGGCCGCUUAUGAGGUAUAUUCUAAAAGCUUUGGAAAGCCCUUUAAAGGUAGUAAGAGAAGAACACAUUAGCUCUGCAAGGCUGAGAACCACUUCCUCUAGAAGGUCUUGGAAUGCUGCUCUAUUUGAAAGCUGGCGUACUAGCUCAUCAGAUGUAGUGGUGGUCCCCAUCAGCAAAGCUGAUGGCGGGGGUCAUUAUUCAUCAUCGACUAGACAGCAAUCCAAGGAGAUAUUCCCUGAACCAUCCGAUGAGCAUGAUAUAGAGAGACCAAAUGAGGACUAGAAGUGAGAUUGAUUGUUCUUGAUUCUUUGUUAAUAAUACAACAGCAAGCUCCCCAUUUGUGGGCCUUGCUAUAUUCUCCUUGAAAUUGGGGGUUUGGAAGCCAUUUUUGUUCUUACCCAUUGGGGUGUCCAAAAAAUGCAUAGAAAUGUAUUUUGAAGUUUGAAGAACGUGUUUGCUUCCCUGGAAAGCCAACAUCAAAUUGUUCAUGGGUUUUGUGAGAGAGGAGGGUUGUUGUUUAUGGUGUAUCAUUGGUGGUUCUUGCACUUAUUUGUUUUGGGGCUUGUUUUAUGGUGAAACAGCUAAAUUUUUUAUUUGUAAUUAAUUGAUCUUUGUUAUUGGUCCUCUCGUGGAAUGCAAAUUGCAACAGUUGGGCCUUUUUUAAAUGUGAAUUUUUUUUUUUUUCGCCUUAGGAGUUUUGUCCAAAAAGCAAGAUGUUUUUUUAGCUUUAAUAGAAAGAAGUGGUAAGCAUUUGAAAAGAGGUCCCACCGAGAUUUGAACUCGGGUUUCAAUUGUGGACCUACUGAGUGUUUCAAUUUAAUACAUGAACCAAUGUAAUACAAGUUGUGUCA